AUGAUGGCCGACAGGAGAAGGAUCAAUGGGCCUCCUGGUGGCACAAGGCCAGCAGUAUUUGCCUCAAACCUACAAUCUGGCACGAGCGCCACAGACCGCGCUCAGCGCCAGCGACAACCUUCCGAGCUACGGAAAAUCUUCCUCAAGACUGGUCUAAUUCCCACGGCAUCGGGCUCUUCAUACCUCGAAUUCGAACCCUCAGCAUCUCUCGCCGCUGCUCGCGCCAAUCCCAAAUCUCUGAUCCCGCCUUCGUCAGCCUUGAAGCUGGCCUGCACAGUUCACGGACCUAAGCCUCUGCCCCGAUCUGCAGCAUUCUCUCCGAACCUUGUUCUUACAACACAUGUCAAAUACGCGCCUUUUGCCGCACGCCAGCGCAAGGGCCAUAUCCGCGACUCCAGCGAGCGUGAUCUCGGAGUACACCUAGAAACCGCUCUGCGUGGCGCAAUCAUUGCCGAACGCUGGCCGAAGAGUGGUCUUGAUAUCACAAUCACAAUUCUGGAAGCUGAAGACGACCGGUGGUGGGGAAGUGCGCCGGACUCGCACGACGCCUCGUGGGGUAUGAUGAACGUUCUUGCUGGCUGUAUCACUGCUGCUUCGGCCGCAAUUGCUGAUGCUCAUAUUGACUGUCUCGACCUGGUGGCUGGCGGUGUUGCUGCGAUCGUUUCGGAUGAACCUUCUGGGACUUCAACGGGGGUUCCCAAGCUCAUGCUGGAUACUGACCCUGCUGAGCAUCGUUCUAUUCUAUCUGCAUGUGUUGUGGCAUAUAUGCCUGCUCGGGAUGAGAUUACAGAGCUCUGGCUGAAGGGUGACAGCUCCAAGGCCUCCCUUGAGGAUGGUGAUACUCGGACAGGUCAUGAAGCAUUGAUAGACGGUGCUGUUGAUGCUGCCCGAGGAGCCCAUACCGUCUUGGCUGAAGCUGUACGGGAGUCUCUCCUCAGAACCGUGGGCCAAGCUUAA
Molecule: messenger RNA, 957 nt
Organism: Penicillium cataractarum
Lineage: Eukaryota; Fungi; Ascomycota; Eurotiomycetes; Eurotiales; Aspergillaceae
Product: 3' exoribonuclease family protein
Exons: 2
Coding region: 1-957 (318 amino acids)
Biological process (GO): U4 snRNA 3'-end processing; rRNA catabolic process; poly(A)-dependent snoRNA 3'-end processing
Cellular component (GO): cytoplasmic exosome (RNase complex); nuclear exosome (RNase complex); nucleolus
Source: RefSeq, a predicted model, not a curated record